AUGGCAAAGAAAACUUUUGACACGAAGAAGGAUUUCGCAGAGAUUCUUGCAGAGAUUCAGCGGGGGUCAGAUGUUGAGUUUGAAGACUCAUCUGACUCUGAAAGUGGUAAUGAUGCCGGCUCUGAGGAGGAGGCAUUGUUUUUGAGCGACCUGGACCCAGUCAAUGAGUGAGUAUUUGCAAAUAUUUAUAAGGCUCAGUGUUGUGUAAAUUGAUAUGCACAGUAAACCUUUGUAAAAAAAAAAAAAAAGUAGUAAUAACACAGUAGUAAUUAUGACACUCAAUAGUAUUGAAUAUUACUGCAGUUUCACAGUAUUUAUUUAUUUUGGGCUAACUUUGCUUGCAGAUACUGCAUUUUAUCUGCCUUCAAAAAUAUAUUUGAUAAAAAAAAAGACAUGAAGGAAAUAUAAAUGCAAACAAAAUGUAGUACAGGUGACAGCUUCUCAAUUUAUUGAAUGUUUACGUAUGUCCACAGCUGUUCAAAUGUUGUUUAUUUUUGUUCUACAUAGUAAUUUAUCACCAUUUUCACAGCCAGCAAGAGGAGGAGAGUCAAGAACAAGCAGGCCCAUCGGGGGUUUUCACACCUCCAACAAUACCUGCAGCAGUCACCCCUCCCCCACCCUUGCCUGCAAGAGUGUCACCACUUGAAACAAGGUUUGUGUCCUGUGUCCUGAACAUUUGUGUAGUUUGGGUCUCUAAAAGAAAUAAUACACUCUUUACUGCUUCAAUUAUGUAUUUAUAUGUCUUAUUCUUUGUAGAAAUUGAUGUGAAUCAUCAGUCUUCUAAAUAUGUUUCUUUCAACAUCUUGUACUCCUUUUUUCAUGCAACAGUGAGGAGGAAGAUGAAGGUAAAGAGUAUGUGCCACCACAGCACAGAUCCUCUUCAUCGUCCGGUUCUUGGCCUUCUUCCCCUGCCCCCAAGAGAGCUCGUGGUCGUGGUCGUGGUCGUGGCCGGCAAGCCAGCAAGCGGCCAAGACCGGCUCCUAUACACCCGGAGGCUCAGCUUGAAAGAUGGCACACUAAAGAAGAGCCAGAUGUUGAGCCUCCAAGACCACGGUUUGAGCCAAAGAAUCCACCAGGACCAAGGAUCGACACCACGGUACAGUGGUCCCCGCUCAGCCUCUUCAGGUUGUUCUUUAGCAGCAGCACCAUAAACACUAUCAUCAACAAUACAAAUGCCAAUGCUGCACGACGGUUGGCACAAGGUGCAAAAUACAAGUGGUCUCCCCUCUCAGGUGACUCUUUCUAUCUCUUCCUGUCAAUAGUUUUGUUCUUCGGCUUGGUAAGUGUACACUCUAGGAAUGACUAUUGGCGGAGGGACUGGCCAUACCAAUUUGUCUUUCCUAAGUGUAGCAUGGCAAGGGACAAAUUUGAGGCCAUCUUUUGGUCUCUUCAUCUCUCUAAUGUUGCAGAGGAUGAAGAGAAUGAAAGAAAAAGGGGAACACCUCAAUUUGACAGGCUAUUCAAAAUCAAGCCACUCUAUGGUGAGAUUGUGAAUGCCUGUAACUCCCUUUUUCAGCCAAACCAGAGCAUCACUAUUGACGAGCGAAUGGUGGCCAGCAAAGCACGCAUUGGAUUUAGGCAGUACAUGAGAGAUAAGCCAACAAAAUUCGGCUACAAAUUAUUCGUAUUGGCAGAUUCUAAAACAGGCUUCACUUCAAAUUUUUUUGUUUAUCAAGGUAAAGAUGAUACCAAGGUCAAACAGAGGGGACAGACGGAGGAUGGCCUUAGUGUCACAUCCGUCAUGAACCUGAUGAAGUUUGAUCUCCUUGGGAAAGGCUAUCAUCUUUACGUUGAUAACUUUUACACCAGUCCACGGCUUUUCUUGAAAUUACUCCAAAAUCACACUGUAGCUUGUGGCACCAUUCGGUCAAAUAGGGAGGGAUUUCCUAGGACAACUGUGAAUGACCUCCCAAAGAAACCUGAGAUGGGAGACAUGAGAUGGAUAAGGAAGGGCAACCUACUUUUUGCACGGUGGAUGGACACAAAAAUUGUCAACAUCUGCAGCACCUUCCACAAGGCAUAUAGCGGGGCCACUGUACAGAGGAGGGUAAAGGGACCAGAUGGACGCUGGCACAGGGGUCCUGUUGAGGUACCAGACGCAUGCAGGGACUACAACAUCAACAUGGGUGGUGUGGACCUCUCGGAUGCUCUGAUCCAAUAUUACACCGUCCACAGCAAGACAGUGCGGUGGUAUAAAACAUUUUUCUACCAUUUCGUUGAUAUUGCUGUGGUCAACAGCUUCAUUCUCCACAAAGCAGUGGCCACCUGCCAAAACCAGACCCCUAUGUCCCUCAAAAGGUUCAGGGAGGUUUUGAUGAAGGAAAUGGUUGAGCAGGCUCAACCUAUUCCUGCUGCAGCCACCCCUGGCCCGAGCGGUACUAACACCUGCAUGCCUGAGUUCAGGGGGGGUGAUGGCACUCAGCAGCGCAGGAAAUGUGUGGUCUGUGCAGCCAAGGAAAGGGAAAAGGCCAAACAGGUGCAGGGCUACAAGGCAAAGGACAUGAAGACACCAGUUUUCUGUUCAAGGUGCAAUGUGUCACUUUGCCUUGUGCCCAGAAGAAACUGCUUUGUGGAGUAUCACAAAAAGCAAUAACUUGUUGGGUAUUCAAGAACCAUAUUCAUCCCUUUACAUACUGUAAUAUUGUUUGUUGUGUUUUGCUGUGUUUUUUGUUUACCUGCACAUUCCAUUCGUUUACAUUUAUAUUGAUCACUUUAUAUUUUAUUUAUUUAUUGUUUGUUUGUUAGAUUUUAUUUACAAAAAGAACUGUAGCUGGAAAGCCAUACCAUCCCCUUAUUUCUCAUUGUAAAUAGUUUUGUUGCACCUUUUACUUACAUUUCAUUUGCACUAAUUGUGUUUGCUGUGUUUUAUAUUGUUAUCUAUUGUUUUUUAUUUUAUAUUUGUUGCACCUUUACUAUUUAUUUUACAUUGUUUGCACUGAGUGGUUGUUUCUCUUUUUGCACUUUUCUUUAAAUAAAAAUACUCCCUGUGGAGCCAAAAAAUGUAGACUUUCCUGUUAUUUUUCAUUAUUCUUUAUCUCAUAUAAACAAAUAUAUUGUGCAGAAUGGUAGAAAUUGAUGAGUCACAAGGUAAAUUUCAUAUCCAAAGGCUCCAAUAGUUAGUAGGAGACUAGUCUAAUGGAAAUUAAUUGUAAUUUGGAGCCAGUUUUCAUCAGAGGUAGAAAAUAAUCCAUUUGGCACAAAGUGUGCCAAAUUGUGCCAAAUUGUGCCAAACUGAGUCCUCGCCAGGGUGUAUCCUUACAAAAACCUUCAUGUAGGCUUUACUGUUUGCCCAAAUUCUAUCAAAUUUGGUACAUUUGUGGUCAAGGAGUGGAUGAAGCUAAUCAGUGACAUCUGGGGGCCUGAAAUCAUUGCCAGCAUUGUGUUUUCCCCCGUCAAAAAAAGAAAACAUUUUGGCGAGGGUAAAAAAACGUAACUUUUCCUCUGAUUUAUUCCAAUUUACUCAGGCAUAAUGACAGAUAAAACACUUCUGACACUUGGAACACAUUCUCUGAAGUCUCUAGAUGUCCAAGGAUACAAAGAACAUGCAUUUAACCUUUAGUAAAGUGUAGUAAUUCCUCAUUUAAUUUGGGUAUGUCUUGUAGGCGUUUUUUUUCCUUAAAAUAUGCUUAGGGCUUAACGUGUGCCGGUAUGGCGCGGUUCCGGUGUGUUGGGUGCUCGAAAAUUUGACUCAAUUCAGCAAUUAGAUCCAAGAGCAAGGCUCUAGGGAGUCUAGGCUAGGCUUAUAGUCUAGGCUAGGCUUAUUAGCCAUUCAUCAUCAUGAGCCAGGAAAUCUUCCCGAUCUUGGAACACCCUCUCCAGCCGGAUCCGUCCAUUGGCGUGGUCUUCGAGAAGCGCAAGUGCAUCCAUUGUGCUGCAUUGCGCACGACUGUCACUGUAUGACUUUUUAUACGCGCGCUUUCCAUUAACCAAUUGUUCUCACCUUGCUCCAAUUGUCUCCAAAAAGUGCGUAAGCAAGGUGUGGAGUUUGCUUAAAGUUGCGCACAUUCCUACGCUAGGUUUUUUUUUGCGUAAGAAGUGGCAUACGCACUUCCAAGCCAGGUUUUGUGCGUAAGCAAGCUUUAAAAAUGAGGCCCCAGCUCCCUUAUUACCAGGUCAGAAUUCUUUGUCUUUGGUUUAACAGCCUAGUAUCUAUAGAUAUCAGUAUAAUAUCUAUCUAAUAUCAGCCUAAUAUUAGCCUAAUAUCUAAUAUCAGUCUAAAACUUUCAUCUAUCUAAUAUCAGUAUUAUAUCCAUUUAAUAUCAAGUGUCAGUAUAAUAUUGUACAAAACUUAGCCCUAACCCUAAACCUUACAUCAGUUUCAUGUCAUUGUGAUAACAGUUUAAUAUCUGUCUUAAACUUAUAUCUAUCUUUUAUCGGUCUAAUAUCAUUCUAAUAUCAGUUCAAUAUCUAGUAUAAGCCUAAUGUCAGUCCAAAGUUAACCCUUACCCUAGCCAUUACCUUAUCAAACGUCAGUCUUAUGUUAUUGUAAUAUCAGUCUUAAAUCUUCUAAGAAAUGGCAAAGCUCGACGUGAGGUGACUCGUCUGGUGUUUAACUACCAUUAUCCAGUUGUAAUACCCUUCCACCACUGAUAAGGCCAAUCCUAGUGGUGGAAGGGUAUUCUCAACCCUCUUUUGCCCUCAGGCCGUCAUUGUAGGGCUCCUUUGA
Messenger RNA from Xyrichtys novacula (pearly razorfish), 4666 nucleotides. The record is from the annotation of a GenBank genome assembly. NCBI's taxonomy places the organism in Eukaryota, Metazoa, Chordata, Actinopteri, Labriformes, Labridae.